AGAGGAAAGCAGGCAGUAGAAUGGAUUUGUGCCCUCUCUCCUCCACACGUCCUUCUUCUCUGUCUCAUUUGAGUCCCUCUUCCCCCUCCUCUGCCAGCGUUGCGGCCUGGGCACCCUCAUUGCCAGCCCUUGGGGAAAAGGCGAGUCGUCGGGUCGACGGUCAUCUAAAAACCGAGCUUCAAUGUCUGCCGGGGAUCAUAAGAGUGGAGGGGACAAACCAGAAGACGCCGUGCCGGUAGCUAAGGUGUGGGCGGAGGUGGAGAGGGCAGAGUGUUUGGCCCGCGGUGCAGCCCUGAAGUGGGCGUCCGGUGUUUUCUGUCGGCCUGAGCACCUGGAGCGACUGAGCCAAUACAGGAAGAGAGAGAGUCAGAGGACUUCCUCCGUACACACCAGACUCAAGUCCAUGGUCCAGUCCUACCUGGAGGGGGGCUGGGGUCUGGAGCAGCUCCAGGAGGCCAGGGCCGAGCUGAGGGAGGUGUCGAACGCUCUGAAGAAAGCAGGGCUGGAGUCCAGUCGGAACGCGGAGGGGGUGAAGUCUCUGGAGAGGCUGAGAGAAGUGUCUGUCAGUCACCGCCAGCUCCUCGCUGCUGUCAGCAACCUGCCACGUCUCUACUCUGUGCGUAGCAUGGUGUUGGAGACAGAGCGUCUGGUGGAGUCCCGGCGGCUCUUGGAGGCCCACGCCCGGCUGAUGGAUCUGGAGCGCUGGCAGGACGACAUUCUCUGGCAGCUCCACGGGGCUGCUGGGACGACAGGAAGUGCACUCAGCGCAGAGGACCAGGAGCUAGUGGCCAAAUAUUUCUCUGGUGUCGGGCAGCUGGUGGACGCCCUGGGUAAGGAGCUGUGGGCGGUGGUGAGCAGCGCUCUGAAUCAGGCCCGACAGAACCCCACGCCGUUCGUAUCAGCGGUGAGGAUCGUGGAGCGGGAGGAGGCCCUGGACAGCGCUCUACUGGAGGAGCGGGGCACCAGAGGCCCCAGCAGGCCCCUGCCCCCGGGACGACCUCGCUGCUGGAGGGCAUGCUUCUUCCAGGUUCUAGAGGAGGCGGUCUCGGCGCGGUUCCGCAGCGUUUCCUACCUGCACACGCGCGGCCCGGGUCUAGCAGGGCACCUCUCUGCUCUCCAGCAAUGCAUCAUGGCAGACCUGGCCACCGUGCGCCAUCUGCUGGAGCACUGCGUCCCCCCGCACUACCUGCUGACGGGGGCCUACCUGAGGGCCAGCCACCGCUGUUUACACGCUCACCUGGCACAGGUUAGCAGCUGGGACCUGGAGAGUGGUGAAAUCUUUGCUGUUCUCAACUGGGUGCUACACAUAUACAACAGCCCAGACAUGAUGGGUCAUCCAGAGCUGGUUACCGAGAUGGAGAAAGUGGAACUAGGGCCUCUCAUCUCCACAGAGGGACUGGAGCAGCUGCAGAACAAAUAUGUGCAGGGUGUUCGGAAGAGUGUAUCAGAGUGGAUGCACAAAGCCCUACAAGUGGAGCUGCAAGACUGGCAGAGAGACCAGGAACCAGAUACAGACCAUGAAGGUUUCUACCAGACCAGCCUGCCCACUAUCAUCACACAGAUGCUGGAGGAGAAUGCCCUGGCUCGGAUGAUCCGAGAGUCCCUACGAGAUCAGACGAUACAGAUGGGACUGUAUGAGAUGGAGAACCUCCUAAACAGGUUUCGAGAAGCUCUAGUGGAAUUCGGAAAGGAGCAUCGCAGAGAUCAGAGCAACAACAAAAACAAGUUCUACCUCCACUAUCUGCUGGCCUCCAUCAGCAACUGCAUCAUCCUCAAAAAGUCCACAGAGAGCCUGCAGCAGCAGCAGUCGUCCCGCUCGGCGGGACAGUUCUCUCGAACUCCUCCCAACCCCAUGGCGGCUCUGGACCGGGCGGUGAGACGGGCCUGUCGCCUGGUGAUGGAUCAGCUCCUGCUGGAUCUCCAGCCCCUUCUCCCGGGCCUGCUGACCCGACCAUGGCUGGUCCAGGGAGACCCAACCCCCAAACUCUGCCGCGUCCUGGAGCGCCACCUGGAGGUGUACGGCCGCGUUCGACCACCCUGCAGACAGCGUCUGCAGGAGGAGGCCCAGUGGCUGACAGUGGUGGAGUACGUCAGGGCUCUGAUGCAGAAGAGGCUGGUGUGUCGCAGCGCCGAGGAGAGGAGGCAGCUCGCCCAGCAGAUGGUUCAGGACGACCAGCGAUUCAGAGAAGUCCUCCACGGCCUGGAGGGUGAGUGCUCAGUACCUGAAGUGAAUCCUUUAGCCUUACUACCGGUCCUUGCUGACUUCAUCCGAUUGAAAGACCCCGGCAUGCUCACUCUGGAAGUUUCUGGACUCGCAGCGAAAUACCCCGACAUCAGUGAAGAGCAUGUGUCUGUGCUGCUGGACAUCCGUGGCGAUGUCUCCAGGGACAUCAGAGGGGCGGUGCUGGACUUGCUGGAGCAGAGCGCCCCCCCUCUGCCUGCGGGAUACCGGCCCAUCUUCACUGACAUCCUAGUGCCCCACUCCACCAUGGCCUUCUGUCUGCCAACCGCCAAGUGUGCGUGACGCGGAUCGAAACAGCAGCUGACACGUACCAUUCAUACUGGGGAUGCCCAUAGCCACCAUCACGGUCUUUUUUUGUGUCCCAGUGAAGUAGAUUAAGGGUUAGGGACCUUUGCUUAACCCACCAGGGUAAGCAGUCAUCAAAACUGUUUGGAAAAUGGGACGGCACUCUGCUAGCUAGGUGAUUGGUCGAACCGGCCAUCACUCAAACGUUUGCCAAAGCCAAUCAGGAUAAGAGCGAAAGAUGUUUUAAAAGCCUUCGAAGCCGUUCUUUGCUCUUCUUUCAAAGAAGAAAAACCCUCCAGUUCUGAAAGAACUGAUGCUAUUGCAGCAUCUACGCUAACCUCUUCAGGAGUCACCAUCGUUGUUGAGAAAGAACAGAACACUGCAAGUCUUCACACACACACAUAAGCCACGCCCCCUCGCUGCUGUAGCUCCUCACGCAAUGCUAAAUGCUCCAGUCACUGGCCCUACGGACACAAAAGCAUUACUUGAAGCCUGACAGGAGUGUUUUCCCGUGGCAAGUGAUCCUGUGAUUUCUCGCGUGAUAUCGCGACAUGCAAAUAAUCCAGCUGCCGUGCAAGGACAGUAUCCAUGAGCCACUCUAGCUUAAUAGGCUGCAAUUUAAAACAAUACAUUUUACGCCAUCACAACUUGCUCUCACGUGUGUCAGCGACCAUUGAAAGUACUUUCUACUGAGCAAAUCCUUUGAACAGUGUCAGAAAAAAUCAUUUUCACCUUCGUUGUGUUUGGGCGACGGCAGACAUUUUUGAGGCAGAUGACUCAAAACCUCGGCUCACAAAACAAAAAACUAUGUUCUACUGCUGAAAUGCUUUUCUGACUCGGGUCAACCGACCAGUAAUUGAAACAAUAGCACCUAUUGGAAAUAUUUAAUCAGUAGCUGGUGACACCUUUCUGAGACCUAAACCAAUAAAACACACUGACAGCCAUAGAAGAGCAAAAUCCUCCUGCAGCCUGUGAGAUAUUUAAGGUCUACUUUUAUAUAUUUUCUCUGAAUGUAUUCAACUUUCGAGUCCGACAACUCCAGUAGAAGAAGGCUGGUUUUAAGUGAGGGCUCCUGGACUGUAAACCUUCUGACCUGAAGAACUGAGGCUGCUAAUUCAUUACUUUAAUUACCUUUCAAAUCUAUUAUUCCUGAACUUGCUUUUUUUGCAUUUGUUAUUUUUGUCCAAAUUUAUCUUGUAUCGCUGUUCAUAUUGGGCAUUUAAAAAAAAAAAAAAAAUCUUAAUAUUUAUUGUAUUUAUGUAUUAUUUUUCAGAAAAUUCCUUUUGAAUAGUGUUUCCUGUUGUUAUUUCAAAGGAUAUUUCUCUUAUUCUGGUUCAAUGCUAACCUCUAAAGCACACUGUAAACACGUUCAUGCUUAAAUAAAAGCUUUGUUAAGCAAACAAUUUUUUUA
This is a messenger RNA of Anoplopoma fimbria (sablefish), 3938 nucleotides long. RefSeq names its product exocyst complex component 3-like 1 (gene exoc3l1). The record is from RefSeq and is a predicted model, not a curated record. Gene Ontology annotation, molecular function: SNARE binding. Gene Ontology annotation, cellular component: exocyst. NCBI's taxonomy places the organism in Eukaryota, Metazoa, Chordata, Actinopteri, Perciformes, Anoplopomatidae. Gene Ontology annotation, biological process: exocyst localization; exocytosis.